Messenger RNA from Cyphellophora attinorum, 534 nucleotides. RefSeq lists its product as uncharacterized. Gene Ontology annotation, biological process: RNA processing. The coding region runs from base 1 to 534 and encodes 177 amino acids. The record is from RefSeq and is a predicted model, not a curated record. Gene Ontology annotation, molecular function: ribonuclease III activity. Lineage: Eukaryota; Fungi; Ascomycota; Eurotiomycetes; Chaetothyriales; Cyphellophoraceae. The transcript has 3 exons.
AUGAACAUCGGAAUGGACAACCGCCAGUUCUUCAACGCUGCAUCAGACUGCCAGCUCCGGCUGGGGUACGCCUUCACCAGGCUUUCCCAUCUAGCCCGCGCUCUUAACGGCAGUGGGAAUCGAGCUCAGUUUGGUGAAUCCGAAAUAGUCGAAAGCAACAAGCCACUCGCAAUCUACGGCGAUGCUCUGAUGCAAACGCUUUUGGCAAAGAAGUGGCUCAACGCCGGCCUCAGUCCGGAUCAAUGGACUCGAGACAUAUGCCAGACUUUGUUGACCAACAAGAACCUGGCCGAGGUCGGGACUGACAACGGCAUCCGGCGCUUCAUCCUCUGCUCGGGAGGUACCCGUCCUUCUGACAAGAUGACAGCCACUGCCGUCGAAGCUAUCAUUGGGGCUGCACACCUUGAUGGCGGCGACGACGCUGCCAACCUAGUCAUGGAGAACUUGGGCAUCACUAGUCCACUGCUUGAAGAGUCCUCCGUCAAAGGCGACCCCGGGAGCCGCUCCAAGGGGGAGCCCCAAACCUCUGGAUGA